This is a messenger RNA of Homarus americanus (American lobster), 678 nucleotides long. RefSeq names its product extensin-1-like. NCBI's taxonomy places the organism in Eukaryota, Metazoa, Arthropoda, Malacostraca, Decapoda, Nephropidae. The record is from RefSeq and is a predicted model, not a curated record. The transcript is spliced from 2 exons. The coding region runs from base 1 to 678 and encodes 225 amino acids.
AUGAUAAGAACAGAAUCCUUCUACUGGGAAAGGUUCUCGUUGAUCAUUGGCUGUGCUGGAGCUGUGGCAGUGGAAGUUCCACCAGCUGUGGUAGUGGAAGUUCCACCAGCUGUGGUAGUGAAAGUUCCACCAGCUAUGGUAGUGGAAGUUACACCAGCUGUGGUAGUGGAAGUUCCACCAGCUGUGGCAGUUGAAGUUCCACCAGCUGUGGUAGUGGAAGUUCCACCAGCUGUGGUAGUGGAAGUUCCACCAACUAUGGUAGUGGACUUUCCACCAGCUGUGAUAUGGGAAGCUCCAAAAGCUGUGGUAGUGGAAGUUCCACCAGCUGUGGUAGUGGAAGUUCCACCAGCUGUGGUAGUGGAAGUUCCUCCAGCUGUGGUAGUUGAAGUUCCCCCAGCUGUGGUAGUGGGAAGUUCCACCACCAGCUGUGGUAGGGGAAGUUCCACCAGCUAUGGUAGUGGACUUUCACCAGCUGUGACAUGGGAAGCUCCAAAAGCUGUGGUAGGUGGAAGUUCCACCAGCUGUGAAGUGGAAGUUCCACCUUCAGCUGUGGUAGUGGAAGUUCCUCCAGCUGUAGAAGUUGAAGUUCCACCAGCUGUGGUAGUAGGAGAUGCUCCACCAGCUGUGGUAGUGGAAGUUCCACCAGCUGUGGUAGCGAAGUUCCACCAGCUGUGGUAG